UCCUCCCCCCCAUCUCUCCUUCCUUUUCCCUCCCCCCCGGCUUCCCCCUUCUUCCGCUCCCGCAUUCCCGUCGGCAGCCGGCCGGCGGCUGGGACACCAUGCUCGGGCUUCUGCGACUGCUGCUACUGCUUCCGCACCCGGGGUCCCCCGAGCCCUCCGGCCUGGCCUCGCUGUCCCCGGGGGCGCCCCCCCAGGCCCCCGACUUGCUCUACGCCGACGGGCUGCGCGCCUACGCGGCCGGGGCUUGGGCGCCGGCCGUGGCGCUGUUGCGGGAGGCGCUGCGAAGCCAGGCGGCGCUGGGCCGCACGCGGCUGGACUGCGGGGAGCACUGUGCGGCCGAACCGGGGGCCGCGCUCCUGGACGCCCUGGCGCCUGACUCCGGGCCCGGAGGGGUACAGGGGGCCUGGGAGCGGCUGCUCCUCCGCGCCGCGCUCCGCCGCGCCGAGUGCCUGACCCAGUGCACCGCGCGGAGGCUGGGUCCCGGGGGCGCGGCGCGGCUGCGCGUAGGGAGCGCUCUCCGGGACACCUUCCGUCGCCGGGAGCCCUACAACUACCUGCAAAGGGCCUACUACCAGCUGAAGAAGCUGGACCUGGCAGCAUCUGCAGCGCACACCUUCUUUGUAGCAAACCCCGCGCACCUGCAGAUGCGGGAAGACAUGGCUAAGUACAGACGGAUGCCUGGGGUUCGGCCCCAGAGCUUCCGGGACCUGGAGACGCCCCCACACUGGGCAGCCUAUGACACUGGCCUGGAGCUCCUGGCUCACCAGGAGGCAGGGCUGGCACUGCCCAGGCUAGAGGAGGCCCUGCAGGAGAGCCUGGCCCAGAUGGAGAGCUGCCGGGCUGGCUGUGAGGGGCCUGAGGAGCAGCAGAGGGAGGGAGAAGAAGAGGGGCCGGGGAGCCAGGGCGGCCUCUAUGAGGCCAUUGCAGGACACUGGAUUCGGGUCUUGCAGUGCCGGCAGCGCUGUGUUGGGGACACGGCUACACGUCCUGGUCGCAGCUUCCCUGUCCCCGAUUUUCUUCCUGGCCAGCUGAGACGGCUGUAUGAGGCCCACGCUCAGGUGGGGAAUCUGUCCCAGGCUGUGGAAAAUAUCCUGAGUGUCCUGCUCUUCUACCCGGAGGAUGAGGCUGCCAAGAAGGCUCUGAAUGAGUACCAGGUCCAGCUGGGAGAGCCAAGUUCUGGCCUUGGGCCAAGAGAGGACAUCCAGCGCUUCAUCCUUCGGUCCCUGGGAGAGAAGAGACAGCUCUACUAUGCCAUGGAGCACCUGGGGGCCAGCUUCAAGGAUCCUGACCCUUGGACCCCAGCAGCUUUCAUCCCUGAGGCACUUAGAGAAAAGCUCAGAGAGGAUCAAGAGAAGAGGCCUUGGGAUCACGAGCCUCCACAGCCGAAGCCCUUAAGUCACUGGAAGGAUGUCCUCCUACUGGAGGGAGUAACCCUGACCCAGGAUGCAAGACAGCUGAAUGGGUCGGAGCGCGCCGUGUUGGAUGGGCUGCUCUCCCCAGCCGAGUGUGGCGCGCUGCUGCAGCUGGCCAGGGACGCAGCUGAAGCUGGAGCCAGGUCUGGCUACCGUGGCCGCCGCUCCCCUCACACCCCCCAUGAACGCUUCGAGGGGCUCACGGUACUUAAGGCCGCACAGCUGGCCCAGGCUGGGGCUGUGAGCCGGCAGAGCGCUAAGCUGCUUCUGGAGGUGAGCGAGCGUGUGCGGGCCUUGACGCAGGCCUACUUCUCCCCGGAUCAGCCCCUUCAUCUUUCCUUCACCCACUUGGUGUGCCGAAGUGCCAUAGAAGGAGAGCAAGGGCAGCGCAUGGACUUGAGUCACCCGGUGCAUGCAGACAACUGCGUCCUGGACCCCGACACCGGAGAGUGCUGGCGGGAGCCCCCCGCCUACACCUAUCGAGACUACAGUGGACUUCUCUACCUCAACGAUGACUUCCAGGGCGGGGACCUGUUCUUCACGGAGUCCAAUGCCCUCACUGUCACGGCUCAGGUCCGUCCUCGCUGUGGACGCCUCGUGGCCUUCAGCUCUGGGGUGGAGAAUCCCCAUGGCGUGUGGGCUGUCACAUGGGGACGGCGCUGCACCCUGGCCCUGUGGCACACGUGGGCACCUGAGCACAGGGAGCAGGAGUGGACAGAAGCCAAAGAGCUGCUGCAGGAGCCAGAGGAAGAAAAAGAGGAGGAAAUGCCCAGCAGAGACCCUUCCCCAGAACCUCCCAGCCUCAGGCUUCAGCGGGUCCAGGACAAGGCUGCAAAACCACCUCGGGUCCGAGAAGAGCUGUAAGGGGCUGAGGCAGCCCCUUGGGAAUGUGCCCACUUGACCUGUGAAGAGCCUCUUUGAUGCCAGGACCCAUGGGAAGCCCCCAGGUGACAGGGGCAGAGCAGUGACCUUUCCAUCCCUGCACCCCCACCACCUUGGGAAUUGUAAGGGCCAGCCAGCCCUGGACUCAGAGGUCACUGCACAGACCAGCCUAGUGCUCCCCAGGCCUGCUCCCAGCUGAUGGGCCUCCAGCCCUUGGACAGAGAGAGGACACCGUGCCUCCCUGGAAAGAAAUGGUGGGGUUGGGCCUAGCUGCUUCAGAUGAGGGGGGCCAAGGGGAGGAGAACCCCACUGCCCUUUCCCCAGCCUGUAAUAAAGAACUUGAAGGUCCCUCAGCAAGGGCCCAGUCAAGUGUA
This is a messenger RNA of Manis pentadactyla (Chinese pangolin), 2668 nucleotides long. It is a transcript of the gene P3H3, whose product is annotated as prolyl 3-hydroxylase 3. Gene Ontology annotation, biological process: collagen metabolic process. Gene Ontology annotation, molecular function: iron ion binding; procollagen-proline 3-dioxygenase activity; L-ascorbic acid binding. Gene Ontology annotation, cellular component: endoplasmic reticulum. The record is from RefSeq and is a predicted model, not a curated record. NCBI's taxonomy places the organism in Eukaryota, Metazoa, Chordata, Mammalia, Pholidota, Manidae. Bases 99 to 2276 code for a protein of 725 amino acids. The transcript is spliced from 15 exons.